Molecule: messenger RNA, 1281 nt
Organism: Funneliformis caledonium
Lineage: Eukaryota; Fungi; Glomeromycota; Glomeromycetes; Glomerales; Glomeraceae
Source: the annotation of a GenBank genome assembly
AUGGCAGCACAUUCAACAAUUCCUACGACAACGAUUUCACCAGGCUCACAUGAUCUAAAAGAUAAGCCUAAAAAAUGGCAUAUUAGAGAUGAUCCGAUUACAUGGUCGAAUUGGUAUAAACACAUCAAUUGGUUACAUACACCAUUACUCAUUUCUAUACCAUUAGGAGGUUUCUAUGGGUUAUUCACAACUCCCAUUACGAUGUAUACUGCAAUUUGGUCUGUCAUUUAUUAUUUUGUUACCGGAUUAGGUAUCACUGCUGGACAUCACAGGUUAUGGGCUCACCGUGCAUAUAAAGCGUCUCGACCAUUUGAAAUAUUCUUAAUUUUUGCAUCAUCUGGUGCAGUAGAAGGUUCAAUUCGUUGGUGGGUCCGUGAUCAUCGAGCUCACCAUCGAUACACGGACACUGAUAAAGAUCCUUAUAAUGCCCAUAAAGGUUUAUUUUAUUCACAUCUAGGUUGGAUGAUAUUAAGACAAAAUCCAAACGCUAUUGGACGAGCUGAUAUAUCUGAUUUAAAUGCCGACCCAAUGAUAAGAUUUCAACAUAAAUAUUAUGGUUUAUUUGCUAUUGUUAUGGGUUUCGUGCUUCCUACCCUUGUAGCUGGUUUAGGUUGGGGUGAUUAUUGGGGAGGAUUUUAUUACGCAGCAUUACUUCGUAUGACGUUCGUACAUCAUGCAACGUUUUGCGUAAAUUCAUUAGCACAUUAUUUAGGAGAUACAACUUUUGAUGAUCGACAUUCUCCUCGUGAUCAUUUUAUAACAGCGUUAUUAUCACUUGGUGAAGGAUAUCAUAAUUUUCAUCAUGAAUUUCCACAUGAUUAUCGUAAUGCUAUUAGAUUUUAUCAAUACGAUCCAACUAAAUGGUUAAUUAGAUCUUUAUCAUAUCUUGGAUUAACUUAUCAUUUGAAAAAAUUUCCUGAAAAUGAAAUUACAAAAGGUAAAAUUUUUAUGAAACAAAAGAAAUUGGAUGAAGAAAAAUUAAAGGUUAAUUGGGGUAAAGAAAUUUCUAAGCUACCUGUUUUCACAUUUGAAGAAUUUCAAGAAGCAGCUAAAAUAAAUAAUUGGAUUUGUAUAGAAGGUAUCAUUCAUGACGUUUCACCAUUUUUCGAUGAACAUCCUGGUGGUCGUUCGUUAUUAACUACUUCAAUAGGUAAAGAUAUGACAACUGCUUUUAACGGAGGUGUUUAUGAUCAUUCUAAUGCUGCUAGAAAUUUAAUGGCGACUUUUAGAGUUGGUGUUAUUGCUGGUGGUGGAGAAGUUGAACUUAGGAAAUCAAAAUAA